Molecule: messenger RNA, 1425 nt
Organism: Saccoglossus kowalevskii
Lineage: Eukaryota; Metazoa; Hemichordata; Enteropneusta; Harrimaniidae
Product: hemicentin-1-like
Source: RefSeq, a predicted model, not a curated record
AUGGAUGAUGGAGAACUUGUUGACACACUGUCAGAUGAUGUUAGUAACACAACAGACUAUGAAUCAGAUAACAGUUUUAAACUAUUAAAUGGGCUUGCUUACAACAAUACAUUGUUACAAAAAGUGUUUUUCCCGGCAGACGACGCAGCUUUAGGUGGUAGACGAUACGAAAAUGUGGCUGCAGCAUGUAAAUCAGUCGAUGUUACUGUACCUGAAUCAAUCAUUGGGUUCAAGACUGACACAACAUUAUUGGAAUGUGCAUAUAUAACUACUGGUGUAAAUCCAAUAGUUAAUUGGUAUAAAGGGAGUAGUACAGCUACAGGUACUCUAGUUAUACAAUCAGUUGGUGGAGUAAACUACCCAGAGCCUGGAUUCACCAGACAUGAUAUUGAAGACCAAGCUAGUUUACUUAUAACUGACACACAGUUGAGUGAUGCCGGAAUGUAUUGGUGUUCUGUCUCAGCUUUUCCAGAUGGUAGUGACCAGGACUCAGUCACACUCACUGUGGAAGUUGCAACAGAACCAUCUCAACCUAGUAUAACGUUCAUUGAUGGCAGUGUUAUAUCCAAUGCAGGCAGUAAAAUUACUAUGCAAUGUACAUCAUCUGGUAAUCCUUCACCAAUUUACAGUUGGUUGAGAGAUGGUUCACCACUACCAACACUGAAUAGAUAUCAACUCAAUAUAGAUAACAGUGAAUUAGCAAUCAAUCCCAGUAACAGAGAUGAUAACGGUGGAACAUUUACAUGUCAAGUGAUGAAUUUUAAAGGAAGUAAAACAGAAGAUAAAACACUGAUCAUUAGAUAUCCCCCCGAUGAUCCAGUCUGCACUUACCAAUCCACUGGUGCACCAUUACCAUCUUACCUACUUGAUGACGAAAUGAAAAUAAGAUGUCAAUCAACUGAUGGCAAUCCGUUAGCAACAUUGAAUUGGUAUCGUGGUAACAGUAAGAUAAACGGUUUAUCAUCAUCUACAACUGAUGACACAGUUACGAAGGAUUACACAUGGAAUCUGAAUAGAAAUGAUAAUGAUGCUGUGUAUACAUGUAAAGCUACUAAUGAUGCCCUAACUACUCCAUUAACAUGUCAACUUGAACCAUUCAAUGUCUACUGUUGUAUCUGUGGUUCAUGCAGUGUAGGUAUUAUUGUUGGGAUACUCACAACUUUGCUGGUUACUACUAUAAUAUCUGUUGUGAUUAGUUAUGUAUUACAUAAACGUCGAUUGAACGAAGAAAAAAGACGAUCUGAUGUCGUAGAUGAUCGCGAGUACACUGGACUUUCAGAAAUCACGAGGGACAAAGACCACACCUAUGAAAUACCAGAGAAAAAGGAUGUUGACAAAGAUAGGGUUUAUACAUCACUCAGCCCUGCUACCAGAGAAAAAGAACCUGAAUAUGAGAUGCCACUACCAAGACUAAAUAAGGUCUAA